AAAGGGAUUCAUAGUGGGAAGAAACAAAGUCACAGGAAGAAAUGGAAAAAGGAUCCAAUAUGAUGCCACUCCAAUUCUGCUUUCUUCUAGUCCUUGGCAUGGUGUGUCUCGGCCGUGCCGUUUCCAGCACGGCCGAUGAUUACGUGCCGUGCAACAGCUCGAUAGCCGAGUGUAAUGAAGAAGAGUAUGAGACUUUGAUGGAGUCCGAGAUAAGUAGAAGGUUUCUUGCAGAUAAGAAGUACAUCACACCGGGGGCUUUGAAGCCAGACCAACCCGUAUGCAAUGGUGGGGCUAAAGGUGAAUCUUACAGCAAGAGCUGUCUGCCACCUCCAUCUAACCCUCGAACCAGAGGUUGCCCUAAAUAUUAUCAUUGCAGGGAUGAUUCAUGAUCUUAUGUUACAUGUUAUGUUCAUUGUGAGCUAUAUGUAUCUAUGUUUCUCUCUCUAUUUCUCAAGCAUUAUGCCAACAAUUCCUAUUCAUUCAUGACAA
Messenger RNA from Cornus florida, 489 nucleotides. RefSeq names its product protein RALF-like 32. The coding region runs from base 42 to 389 and encodes 115 amino acids. The record is from RefSeq and is a predicted model, not a curated record. Lineage: Eukaryota; Viridiplantae; Streptophyta; Magnoliopsida; Cornales; Cornaceae. The transcript has a single exon.